AUGGACGCCUUCGUCACGAGAAAAAAGCGCAAGGCGGCAGCGGGUCCAGCGGCACAAGAGAAUGACCGCAAUGUCAGCCACGAUAUUGCAGCAGACGAAGACGACCCCACAGAGAUCAAGCUUGCCAUUCUGUCGUCUCUACACCCCAACUUCUCUCAAGAGGCACUCCUCGAUGUUCUCCUCGCCCAUGACGGUGUUGUCUCCGAGGCUUGCAGUGCUCUCUCCAAACUCUCUUCUUCUUCUUCUUCUUCUUCCCAUGCUUCAUCAAACGUUGGCUAUCAGGCAUCUCUGCGGGCCUUCACUGCGUCAGAACAAGAUCGACGAGGAGGAUCAUCAUCACCGAAGAAGGCCAGACUUCUCUCUCGUAAGGGUGCGACGCUACAUCUCUUCGAUCCUGUUGAUAUAGCUGAGCACACACCAUGCUCCAUCAUCCACAAUUUCUUACCGUCUGCUCUUGCCAACGACCUUCUCGAGGAGAUGCUCGAGGAGUCCAAAAGUUUCCAGAAGAUCACCUUCAAGCUCUUUGACACCGUCGUCUCGAGCCCUCACACUUCAUCCUUUUACGUGAGCACGUAUGGUGAGAUGCAGGAACAGAAGCUCGAGUACUUGUACAAUGGAGCGCGCCUCGAUGAUGUCCGUAGAAUUACACCACAGCUCGAUAAGGUCAAGCCGCUAGUGCAAGAGGCCGUGAACCGUGAGAUCCAAGAGCGCAUAGCGACCCGUUAUCCCGGCGGUCGAAAACUCAGAUACCAACCCCCUCCUCCAUGGGUGCCCAACGCCGCCUUUGUAAAUUGCUACAACGGUCCAGCCGAGUCUGUCGGCUGGCACUCGGACCAGCUCACCUAUCUCGGACCUCGCGCGGUCAUCGGAUCACUGUCUCUCGGCGUUGCGCGUGAGUUUCGAGUCCGCAGGGUCGUCCCCAAGGAUGACGACGGCAACCCAAAGACAGACGGCGACUCCGAGGGCCAGAUCGCCAUUCACCUCCCCCAUAAUUCCCUCCUCGUGAUGCACGCCGAGAUGCAGGAAGAGUGGAAACACAGCAUCGCACCGGCCCAGGCCAUCGACCCUCACCCGGUCGCAGGCAACCGACGCAUCAACGUCACCUACCGCGACUACAAGUCUCACCUGCACCCCAGCUCGACGCCCAAGUGCAAGUGCGGCGUCCCGGCCGUGCUCAGGGUCGUCCAGAAGAAGAAAGAGAACUGGGGCAGGUAUUUCUGGAUGUGUCAUACGAGCUAUGUCCCGGGGAAAGAAGGAUGCACCUUCUUUCAAUGGGCUGAGUUUGACGAUGAUGGGGUUCCGAUCUGGGACAAGGACAAGCAGCGCGCAGACCGGAGAUGUCUUGACUGA
Messenger RNA from Cryphonectria parasitica EP155, 1350 nucleotides. RefSeq lists its product as uncharacterized. The record is from RefSeq and is a predicted model, not a curated record. Gene Ontology annotation, molecular function: ubiquitin binding; dioxygenase activity; zinc ion binding. Lineage: Eukaryota; Fungi; Ascomycota; Sordariomycetes; Diaporthales; Cryphonectriaceae. Gene Ontology annotation, biological process: DNA repair; DNA alkylation repair. The transcript has 4 exons. The coding region runs from base 1 to 1350 and encodes 449 amino acids. Gene Ontology annotation, cellular component: nucleus.